AUGCAGCCGAAUCUGCUUCGCAAAGUCGCCGCUCCAUCGCCAUCGGUCCUGAGCUUCCUGCGCGCCCAAGUCAACCAUGCCUUCGAGUCGCCUGCAGGGCAAUGCGCCGGCCUGAAGAGGCAGCGUCGCGCCUACACAGCGUCGUCGCCGUGCACGGUAAAGCCCUCCGUGUCAAGCACACGUGGUUUCUCGACAUCUCGGCCCUGCAGCCUUUUGCAGCCGCCUGUAUCGCCGUCGAGUGACGACGUCUCGGCGGCUGGCUCCGGAUAUGGAAACACACUGGGACGGUUGGCUCGUAGCGCCAACGAGCUGAAGAUGCGCUGCACAGAGCUGGACGAGCACGGCAACGUGACGCUCGUCAGCGGCGAGUUCAAGAAGAGCGAAUUGAUUGCAAAGUAUGGCCUCCUUCCACGAGAUCUGCGGAAAAUCGACUCCUCGCUGCUCCCACACAUCCUCGUCCGCCCAUCUGCGAUCCUGAUCAAUCUCCUCAACCUCCGAGUUCUGCUCAAGCACAACCGCGUGCUCGUCUUCGACGCGUAUGGCACCACGGAUUCCAAGUCGCAGAGCGUCUUCAUGUACGACCUCGACCUGAAGCUGCGGCAGAAAGAAUCCGUCGCAAACGGCACGCUCGCAUACGAAUUCCGCGCUCUCGAAGCCGUCCUCAUCAGUGUCACGCUCUCUCUCGAGAAGGAAUUCGAGGGUGUCAGCGAGCCAGUCGUGCGCGUGCUGCGCGAGCUCGAAGAAGACAUCGACCGCGACAAGCUCCGCUACCUGCUCAUCUACUCGAAGAAACUGGGCAGUUUUGAGCAGAAGGCGCGCCUGGUCCGGAACGCGCUGGAGGAGCUGCUCGAGGCCGACGACGAUCUGAGCGCCAUGUAUCUCAGCGAAAAGGCCGAGGGAAAGACGAGAGAAGACGACGACCACACCGAGGUGGAGAUGCUGCUGGAAUCGUACCACAAAGUCGCGGAUGAAAUCGUGCAGGCGGCCGAGAACCUGGUGUCGUCGAUCCGCAACACGGAGGAAAUCGUCAAAGCGAUCCUCGACGCAAACCGCAACUCGCUUAUGCUUCUAGAUCUGCGCUUCAGCAUCCUCACCCUGGCCAUCACGGCGGGCACGUUCGUCGCGGCGCUGUACGGGAUGAACCUGAAGAACUUCAUCGAGGAGACGGAUUUUGGCUUCUACGGGGUGUCGGCGUGGUGCACAGUCUUUGGCGCCAUCGUCGCCGUCUACGGGCUGCAGAAGCUGCGCCGCGUGCAGCGCGUGAGCAUGUACGCGCACGGCCCAGGCAGCAUCGUCGGCACCAAGCCCAAGAGCAUCUGGGGCCUGGGCGCGUGGGGCGGUGCCAGGCCGGUCCGGGGGGUGGGCGAGAGCGGUGGUGAGACGGGUGGUGUUGUUGUGGGUAAGCCCAAGGGCGGCGAUGCGCUGAGGGAGCUUAUUCAUCGCGAUAGGCAUUUGGCACGGAAGGUGGCCAAGGCCGAGGGCAGGGCUGGGGAUGUUGCUGGUGGCGGUUUGUAG
Didymella exigua CBS 183.55 is the source of this 1515-nucleotide messenger RNA. Its product is annotated as cora-domain-containing protein. The transcript is spliced from 3 exons. Gene Ontology annotation, cellular component: mitochondrial inner membrane. Gene Ontology annotation, biological process: mitochondrial magnesium ion transmembrane transport. Bases 1 to 1515 code for a protein of 504 amino acids. Gene Ontology annotation, molecular function: magnesium ion transmembrane transporter activity. The record is from RefSeq and is a predicted model, not a curated record. Lineage: Eukaryota; Fungi; Ascomycota; Dothideomycetes; Pleosporales; Didymellaceae.